This is a messenger RNA of Abrus precatorius (Indian licorice), 1910 nucleotides long. RefSeq lists its product as uncharacterized. The coding region runs from base 568 to 1563 and encodes 331 amino acids. Lineage: Eukaryota; Viridiplantae; Streptophyta; Magnoliopsida; Fabales; Fabaceae. The record is from RefSeq and is a predicted model, not a curated record. The transcript is spliced from 7 exons.
ACCUUUGUGAUUUUUUGUCCUCGUCACUUUUUUUCUCCGUUUCAGGUCAACUUCAAAUCCCUAAUCUCUCUCUCUCUCUCUCUCUCUCUCUCUCUCUCAAUUACAACUACUUUUCCCUCCAAUUUCGCUUCACCACGCAAGCACGGAUUCGUUGAUUUUGAUGUUUUCUCGCGUUUACGGAUUCUGAUCAUAGGGUUCCUCAUCCCCAGACCUCAUUCUCGCGUGUCUUUGUUUGGUUUCAAUGAUCUCACUUCUGCAGCUAUUAUUAUUAUUUAAUUUUUUAUGGUUUGUUUGUGUUGUUUUCGUUAGAGAUUUAGGAAUCUUUUCUUACGCUAUGUUUUGCGUUUCUCGUCGUGAGUAGGGUUCCGGUUUUUUUUUUUUUUUUAUGGCAAAUUAUGGUUCUGUUGUGUGUGCUUUUCUACGCGGGCAAGGUUUUUUGAGAAUUUGACCUGUUUUUUGUUUUGGUGGUUUUGCACUGAAACUGAAGUAGGGAACCAUUACUAAUCAAUUUUCGUGUAAUGUGUGUCCAGAUAGUUGUUAACUGUAUAUAUUUUGGGAACUUUUGAUAUGUCAAGUGGAUCCGUGAGGCGGGUUACCCGUGAAGAUAUUCAGCUGGUGCAAAAUCUCAUAGAACGAUGUCUACAACUGUAUAUGAGCCAGAAAGAAGUUGUAGAAACACUACUAGCUCAAGCAAAAAUAGAGCCUGGUUUCACUGAACUAGUUUGGCAAAAGCUUGAAGAAGAAAAUGAAGAGUUCUUCAAGGCUUAUUAUGCAAGAUUGGUUUUGAAGCAGCAAAUAUUGCAAUUCAACAAAUUGCUGGACCAACAAGUGCAAUUAAUGCGGUUACACUCAAGUGCAGUUGCAUCACUUCCUGCCUCUAACGGGUCACAUAUCCCUGCAGUUUCAUCACUACCUAACUCUAAUGGGUCACAUAUCCCUGCAAUACCUGAGAAUCCAGCAUGCUAUACUGCAGAGCGAACCCAAGCAAGUUUGAAGCCAGAAAAUAUGCAUCCUGUUGAUUCCAGUUUAUCUAACGUGUUUAAUAAUGGUGGGUCAUCACUCCAUUCUAGUAUGCAUGCUGCAGUUGAUAUGUCUGCUCAUGGCAAUAGGAUUAAUGGCCCUCCCAGCAUGCUUUCUGCUCAAAGUGCAAACAUGGGUCUGAUACAAGGAAUCAAUGGGGGGAUGAUCAAAUCAGAACCAGGAUAUUCUGGUUGUUCUCCUUACAUGUUUGGUACUGAUGGAAAUGUCCUGGAGGCACGCCCAACUAUUGGUGAUGCUUCAGUUACAUCUUUCCCUAAUGUUGAAGCGAACUCACAUUCUCUAAAUGAUGCAGUCCUAGAUCCAGACACUUCUUCCUUUGGUUUUUUGGGGCAGAUUCCCAGAAAUUUUAGCCUUUCAGAUCUGACUGCUGAUUUUUCUCAGAGUUCUGAUAUUCUGGAGAGCUAUUCUAGGUCACCCUUCCUAGCUACAGAUAACGAGAACUUCCUUGAAAGAGAACAGGACAAUAAUAGGCUGGACUCCAUAUCAGAAGGCUUAAGUUAUGAAGACUUUGGGAGUGAAUAGUUAUUACUCUUAGUCAUCAACACUUUGAGGUUGAACAAAAUGCUUAAAAUGUUGUACAUAAAAUUUAGAGUUUUCGAAAUUUUAACUCUUGGAUGAACAUAUGCAUUGGGGUGUAGAAAAUGCAGUCACUUCACUCUUAGUGAUGGGAAGUGAAAUUUGGAAUGCUUGCAUGGAAGGGAAAGACAUGGUGCAAAUAAAUAAUGAUUUUUUUUCCUUCUGUAUUGGGGCUUCUGUACUCUGUUUAUCCUACAUUGUGUUGCUAGAAUUAUACUGUUGUGUUUUGUUGAUUUUCUUGGAAUUAGACUGCAUAAAAUUGUUUAAUAGUAAAGAUAAAAACAGCAUACUUG